AUGGUCAGACUGGGAAUUCUUCUUCUGAAGUUUUUAGAAGCAGCAGAUGAGGAAGUUAGCUUUGAUAGUGUCUGUGAAAGGAGCUACGCGAUUUGCAGUCUUCAUGGUUUAGACAUCCGGCCGAAAUCGUAUGAAACAGACGUCGAAAAAGUCCCCCUGGCCGAUGCUCUAAAAUCCCUUCGCGGAAGUCAUUUGGAAAAGACCGUUGGAAGCAUCGGAUUACUCUGGGACUCGCACGAAAUUCAACGACCUGCUUUGAACUGCGCCAAAUGCCCGUUUCACAAUUCUGGUCGGCUUUCAAGAGGAGUGAGGGAAGAAUGUGACAAAUGCUUUGAAUGUCUUUCUUUUCAUUUGGAAAAAGUCGGCAAUCGCAUGGAGGACUGCUGCAGACGCAAGACUCUUCCAUCAGCCGUGUGCGACGAAAUCGAAGACAUUGAGGAGGACAGCACGGUCAAAUUUACCUCGGAAUUUGUCACGAAAAACAGAUACAAUGAUCUAGCCAACGACUUUUUGGAUGAUGCAGACCUCUUUUCCUUUGAUAUGUUUGCCCUGAACGAGUUCAGUUCGGGGCUCCUCCAUCGCGAAAAUGCCCAUCUUCCAAAAACGACUUUUCAUCACCAUUGUCUGCCUGAAGCUGACUGCAUGGUGGAAUGCGAAGCCAUGGGCGCUGGAAAAGGCUUUUGGUACCGACAAGAAAACUCAUCUGACGAAGGAUGCUGCGAAUGCUUGGAUCCCGAAAUAAAACGACUCGCAAAUUAUCAAGACUUCAAAAAGCCCCUUUGCAAAUACUGCCCUGUUGAAUAA
Molecule: messenger RNA, 804 nt
Organism: Oikopleura dioica
Lineage: Eukaryota; Metazoa; Chordata; Appendicularia; Copelata; Oikopleuridae
Source: the annotation of a GenBank genome assembly